This is a messenger RNA of Osmia lignaria (orchard mason bee), 2485 nucleotides long. Its product is annotated as nischarin. Gene Ontology annotation, molecular function: phosphatidylinositol binding; integrin binding. The record is from RefSeq and is a predicted model, not a curated record. Gene Ontology annotation, cellular component: cytoplasm. Lineage: Eukaryota; Metazoa; Arthropoda; Insecta; Hymenoptera; Megachilidae.
GAGGCACGGUAUACGUUUUGUCUGCGCAAAGUACUGUCAAAGAUGAACAUUCGUUCCAUAAAAUCGCGUUGGAUUCCGAGUGAAGGACUGGUACAAAAAGCAGCACGCUAGAUUCGCGAAGCGUACGAUGCACCGAACGGAUAAGAGGCGUUUCUCCCUCUGAUGAAAAACAGUCGAUAUUGACAGCUCACGCCUCGAUCCAGGAUAACCUCUCGGCCCGAUCGACAAAAGUGACAACUCUUGCCACGUCCGAACUAAACGAUUAUCUGAAACGCAGCGAAAGUAUGGCGUGUCUUUUAUUGAAUCAAGAAAACGUGCAUAUAAAAAUACCCUCGGCUGACACCGUUGACGGUGUUACAUAUUAUUGCAUCGAGGUUAGGAUUGCUUCGAUCAAGUGGACCGUAAAGCACAGGUACAAUGAUUUUGCUGAACUUCAUGACAAGCUUGUUUCUGAGAACUAUGUUAAGAAAGAUAUAUUACCACCAAAGAAACUCAUUGGCAAUAAAUGCGAAGCUUUUGUAGAAAAACGUAGACAAAGUCUAGAGAUUUACUUGAACAUAGUUUAUAAUUAUUUAAAGAAAGCAAUGCCCAGAGAAUUGGCUGUAUUUCUAGAUAUGCACAUAUACGAUAUAUUUUUCCUACUACAGAGCAUGGCUUUGGAAUUUUUCACAGAAGGUGACUCUUUAUUACAAAAGUCCAAGAGUUACAAAUUCAAUCCAGUACAGCUGUAUGCAAUCAGUGAAAGAUUAAAGCAGCCUUGUCCGCCGUUAGAAGUUGUUGACAAAAAGUAUGAUUUUAGUCAUGUUCUGGAUUUCAAUUCUCAUUUAUCUGGCCUGGUGAUCGAAGGAAGUUCAGACCCUUACAGGACCAGCAACAUUUACACAUCUGCUCUUUCAAUUGACUUGUCAACUUUUAAAAACAUAGAGGAUCUGACAAUUAAUUGUUAUCCAGUGGAUAAAAUAUACCACAUGGGCAAUCUCAGAGAUACCGUAAAAUAUUUAAAAGUGAACAACACGAAGCUCAGAAACAUCGUCGAGUUGGCGAUGUGCGAAGAGGUGCACAAGAACAUCGAGAAUGCGAACGACUCUCACGUUUGGUUGGAAGUUACCCACCUGGACCUUAGCGAUAACCGAAUAGAAACUAUAGACGAAGCCAUCAAACUAUUACCGCACAUAGAAUGCCUCACGUUAAACAAUAAUCUACUGUCGGAAAUUUCCAACGUUACCCUGCUACCGAGAUUGUCUCAGUUAUACCUGGCCUCUAACAAUUUCACAACUUUGCCGGAUAAUCUGCAUACGAAAUUAGGCUAUAUCGUCUACAUCGAUCUUUCCCAGAACAAGUUAACUACCCUGGCAAGUUUCUCGAAAUUGUAUUCAUUGGAAGGAUUGGACGUGAGUUGCAAUCGUAUAGAGAAAAUCGAGGAAGUGAAAAACAUCGGGCAUCUUCCUUGCUUGGAAUAUUUAAGAUUGACCGGUAAUCCCGUGUCGACCAUAGUCGAUUAUAGAGUGAAAGUACUGGAACCGUUUGGAAAGAGAGCCGCGGAUAUUUGCUUAGAUAAUGAGAAACCUAAUCAGAAGGAAUUGGACACAGUUUCCGUUCAUCAAGCGCUACGUAUAGCGAAAGAGGGUAAAUCACCUACGUUCACUGCAUCCGACGCGCCUUUAUUCUCUGCAGAAAUUCCAAGUAUAUAGAAACACCGUCUAAAUUAUAUUUUUAUCGCAGACAAUAGGUUUCUUAAGUGGAAGAAUACUUUGAUAUGAAUUUAUACAAUCUAUCCAAAUUUUAUCUAUUUCCUUGUCCUUGAAAUGAUAUUGCUCUGAAAAUUUGAUCAGUUUAUAAGAGUAUGUAUGAGCAAGGGUAGCCUUGUAAGUAAAAUUCAAUUGCUACUUGAAACUAUGGACAUUCAAGAUCAACGUGUAAUCUCGCCUUAUAUAGUCUUUUUUAUACGGUAUUUAUUGUCGUGUUGGUGCUUUUUAUCACCUUUUGACACAAACGAUAUCCUAAUCAGUAUAACGUAUACCAAAACAAAGUAGUUUAAGCCUAGAUUUGCCUGAUUGGUAUUUAUGGUAGUUACACCCAAAUAUUAGAACAAUUAAUAGAUACGGGAUAAUCGUUCUCUGUUCGAGGAUAACGCGUGCCACCUACAUGUAUAAAAGAAAGAAGAUGAAAAGAAAAAACAAGAUUUGUGAGAUUCUGCUGUGUACAUAAUUACUUUUAAAUUGUAUAUUACGUGUUACCAUCAUAUAUUUUUUAUACGAACACGAGAUGUAAAACAAAUCAAUCAGAUUUGAACGAUGGUGUAUUUAUUUGUAAAUUAUAUCGGGGAGAACUUGAUUUUUAUGCAAGCAACGCAGUGAUUCUCAAAGUUAGCUCGAACAAAGUCUCAAUUUUAUGUUAUAUUUAUUGAGAAUCACCGCAACUAUGAAUUGUAAAUGAAACUUAUUUAUUGUCGUGCAUUUAUAAAUAUAUAUAUAUGUAUAUGAAA